AUGCUUCUUCCCUCCAAUCGACUCCAUCAGGUGACGGCGAUAUUGAUACUCGUCUUGGUCUUCGGCUUCGUCUUGUUUCAAACUCGCCAUUCGCUCGAUCCCGUCCUCGCUCCCGUCGAUACCGUCCUCGCUUCCGUCGAACCUCUCCGCCCCUCGCCUUCCAAGCCAGUCUCUGGCCGGCUGCCGACCGAUUAUCACCCCCUCGCCGCCGCCUCCGAGACAGGCUGGUGCCAGGCCCGAUUUGGUACCCGGUACCUUGAAGAUGCUCGUCGCUUCUCCGUCUCCUACUGCGGCGAUGGGUCUGCUUCCCGCGUGACGUGUUUCAUGUCCAGCACCGCGCCUCCGCGCGUCGACGCCAUGUGCCAUGGACGAAAUGCCGUCUUUGACGAGUCGCAGUCUCAGUUUCGCCUCGCUUGCCAUCCGAGGCCGCUCUCGCGGGCCGAGCAAGCACGAGGUGUGCCGUCCUCGCCUCGCGACUUGCCGAGUUACUGGUACGCCACGGGCCCGGGAGCCAUCGUGGAACAGGCGCUUCGGCUCGAGGACGGCCAUGCGCUGCCGGCGGAACGCUCGCAGAGGACGACGAUUCUUUUGAAGCGCGAAGGCAUAUCCAAUCCGUGGCAUUCGCUCAUGGAAAUCAUGAGCCUUUCCUGGAGUUUGGACGUGCUUCAGAUGAGCGAGGACGCCCAAACCGGGGAGCCCUUCGUCGGGCCCAAGGCCGGCGCGGAUAUGCAAGUUGUCGUCGUCGACGGCUACGACGACGGUCCCUACAUGGACAUGUGGAAGCUCUUUGCCAAGAUGCCCAUCCGUCGCAUCCAGGACCUCGACGCAUCCGAGCCGGUAUCCGAUGUCAUCAUACCAUUCGCCGGCGGCAGCAAUCCUCUGUGGCAAGGAGACUGGGACGACUUGCUCUGCCGGGACUCGUCGCUCGUCAAGACGUUCGCGUCCCGCGUCUUUGCGCAUUACAAUGCGACGACGCCGGUCAAGGAGAACAACAAGGUUGUCGUCACCUAUAUUCGACGGACGACGACGCGGAAGUUGAUGGACGAGGACGCGCACAUGCAAGCGUUGAGGGACAAGAUCCCGCACAUGGAGCUCGUCGUCCUGGACUUUGCCGCCAUGCCCUUCGCCGAGCAGGUCAAGGCGGUCCGAGAAACGGACUUGCUGAUAGGCGUCCACGGCGCCGGCCUCACCCACCUCAUGUUCCUCCAACCCGGGUCGGCCGUCAUCGAGAUCCUGCCGGAAAGGUUCCAGCACAAGGGGUUCCGCAACCUCGCGCAGAUGCUGGGCAUUGGAUACUUUCGUGCCCAUACGCAGAUGCACGGGGAUGCGCGAGGUCCCAACCAAUGGCAAUCCGACAACGUAGAAAUUGAACGGAAACGGUUCGUAGACUUGGUCAGGUUCGGCGUGGCAAGUCUGUAUAAUACUGGCACGAAAAGUUAUGACGUCGUAUGA
Messenger RNA from Drechmeria coniospora, 1452 nucleotides. Its product is annotated as glycosyltransferase family 61 protein. The transcript has a single exon. Gene Ontology annotation, molecular function: protein N-acetylglucosaminyltransferase activity. Lineage: Eukaryota; Fungi; Ascomycota; Sordariomycetes; Hypocreales; Ophiocordycipitaceae. The coding region runs from base 1 to 1452 and encodes 483 amino acids. Gene Ontology annotation, cellular component: endoplasmic reticulum lumen. The record is from RefSeq and is a predicted model, not a curated record.